AUGCCUCUCAAAGUCGCUGUCAUCGGUGCUGGGCCCGCAGGUCUGGCGACAGCCAGAUAUCUGAAAUGGGCGCACUUGUUCUUUGCGAUUGAACCUAUCCAGAUCCGGGUCUUUGAGGCCGAGGAUGACAUUGGAGGGACGUUCAAGUAUCGAGUGUACGAGGAUGCUGAACUCGUCUCGUCCAAAUACCUGACCGCCUUCUCCGAUCACCGCCUGCCCCGAGAUGCCGCUGAUUAUGUCACCCCGGCUGUCUAUGUGCAGUACCUCAACGAAUAUUGUGAUCGCUUCGAGCUUCGUCCUCACAUUGAGUGCUCAUCCAAAGUCACUCGCACCCAACGCGUAGAUGGCGGAGGGCACAUUGUCACCGUAACUCGCAAGGAUGGCACAAACUUCGACUACGCCUGCGAUGCCGUUGCCGUCUGCUCCGGGCUCAAUCUCGAACCUCGCAUUCCUCCUAUUCCAGGGCUUGAGAGAGUUCCAAAAGUGCUCCACUCAUCGCAAUUCAAGACCAGAGAUCAACUCCGAGACAUCAAGAGCGACAAGCCCACCGUUGUCAUCGUUGGCACAGGGGAGACUGGCCAGGAUCUCGGUCAGCUCGCGGCGACGACAGAAACUGUCAAGCACGUUGUCAUGUGCCAUAGAGAUGGGUUUGUCGUCGCGCCCAAGACCGCACCAACACCAAUCAUGUUUGGUUUCUGGGGCAGAAAUAGCAAAGUAAACGAUAAGCCCGUCGAUUGUUCUAUCGCUAGUCUCUUCGACACUGCCUACGUUCCCCCGAAGUUGCAGUCAAGCCAACUGCUAUGGGAUUUCUACAACCAACAGAUCGAUGUAACCUUCUCGCUCAUUGGUGGAACGCUUGUUGGCUGGGACCAACACGUCGGCGGAAUGCGUCGGGAGAGGAUGCACAUUGAUCACUUCUUCCCGGCCAAGUCCACCCGUGCUGUGCCUUACAUCUCCGCGCCUUGGCGUCCGCCUAUUUCGGUCAUGGAGAGGAUUCGCCGAUUCUUCUUCUACAUCAAAGAGCUCGACGUCGACACCAAGGGUCGGUACAUUGAUGUUGCUCCCUGGCCCGAGUACGUUGAUGAGGAUGGCGUGUUGCACUUCCGCGAGACUGGCAGGCCAGAGUCGGAGAAGAUGAAGCAAAUGGUUGUGAAACCCGAUAUUAUACUAUUUGCAACUGGCUAUACCCGUCGCUUCCCAUUCCUUGACGAGAGUUAUGGCACGCCCGACACGGCCGAUGUGCGAGCCAUCUAUCACAGCAACGACGUAUCAGUGGGUUUCCUUGGCUUUGUGCGGCCUAAUUUGGGUGCAAUCCCUACACUCGCCGAGAUGCAAACCCAAUUCUGGAUCCUUCAACUUCUCCGAUCAAAGUACCCCAACGUACCUGGCCUAGCACCGUCACCGACAGGCCUUCCAUUGGACCCGAACGCCCUCCCCGGCUACGAUAUCGACUGGAAGCUCCACCCCCGAUGCGGCCGAGACCCGUGGGCCGAAAAGCGCGGCGUCGACCACGAGAGCUACGUCUACCAGCUGGCCCUCGACAUCGGCUCGGCACCGCGCUUCAGCUACGUCUUCUCCAAAGGCUUCAAAGCCUUCUAUACCUGGGCCAUGGGCAGCAACUUCAAUGCAAAGUUCCGCCUGGUGGGCCCUUGGAAGAAUGAGGAGGAGUCGUUGCGCAUCAUGCGCGGCGAACUGUUCGAUAUCGUCAAGCGGUCCGGCGGGAUUAUGUACAUGACUGCCAAUUCCCUGAUACCCUUUUUCAUGUUCGGUACGAUGAGCAUGGCUAUUCAUACGUGGGAGUGGACCAAGAGCCUGUUCCGCCCGUGGACGCGGAAAGGGGGCCAGAUUCGUCUUCCCGAGUGUUGA
Molecule: messenger RNA, 1866 nt
Organism: Colletotrichum orchidophilum
Lineage: Eukaryota; Fungi; Ascomycota; Sordariomycetes; Glomerellales; Glomerellaceae
Product: dimethylaniline monooxygenase
Exons: 5
Coding region: 1-1866 (621 amino acids)
Molecular function (GO): NADP binding; N,N-dimethylaniline monooxygenase activity; flavin adenine dinucleotide binding
Source: RefSeq, a predicted model, not a curated record